CCAUUUCUUCCCCUUCUAUUUGCCAGGAGGCUGCGCCCCCCCCCCCCACAGCACCCUCCCUACAUGCCACAGUCUCCGGCACAGACCACGUGGCCUCAUAAACAACAGAGUAAAAAAAAAGCGUGGAAAUCCUCAAGCAAGGCAUGCUCUGCUAUAUUGAGUGUCUGCCACCUGAUGAAAUAGACUUCUAGCCAGCCAAAUCAAGGGAAAACACCUGGAUUCCCAGAUGAGAUAGGUUCCAAAGAACUCAAAUUAGACCCUUGCUGGUGGACCCUUUUGCUGGCUAAUCAGCAAAGGGUGGGAUAAGACUGGAUCGGUGCCAGACACAUGGACAACAAGGGCAACCAUAGUCCCAAUAUAGAAAAAGGGAGACCAUACUCUGUCCCGGGACCUGUUUGCUUUCCGCUGGAGCAAAGGUCUCCCAGCAUGUCAAUCAUUAACCCCAGUCCCACAGACUGCCUGUUUGCAAGGUAAACCCCAAAGGGAACGAGGCCCACCUGUGUUUUGCUCCUCCAGGUUGGGGGGUGGAGGGAGGGAGGCAGGCCCACGGCAAAUGGAUUUCAUGUCGCUUCAUUUCCAAUAUUUAUAUGCCACCUAAUGGCAAAGAUCGUGUGGGGGGCUAACGAGUAAAAACGAGUAAAAAUCAAAUACAUGCGAUGGGAAACGUUUUGUAGCGUAUAUAAAACAUAGCUGCCAAGUUCUCCCUUUUUAAAAGGGAAGUUCCCUUAUGCUGAAUAGGCUUCCUCGCGAGAAAAGGGAAAACUUGACAGCUAUGAAUAAAAUAGAAAGAACAGAGAAAGCAACAGAUCAAAAUCGAAAUGCGAGAAACCAAAACUUUGAAAGAAGUCCCGUAGAACGAGCCCGGCUGGCUGCACGGGGGCGAAAAGUCCAAGGGCAGGAUCUCAGCGGUAUCUGAUGAUCGGGUCUCGUUCAAGGUUCGCUAGGCUGGUCCCGAAAACGAUGCUUCUUUCUUCUGCUGCUGUAUCCAGGAUCGCCGGAUCGUACCAAAAGUGCCUGAAGGUUCGGGUCGCUUUUGCCCAACUCUCCAAUGCUGCUCGGCUCUUUCCCUGAGUCCUGGCUCCAUUCCGGGGGCAGCAAGCGGCUGCCACGUGUCUCCCGAGACGGAUCCGUGCCGCAUCGAUCCACGGGCCUGAGAUUGGCAGGUCCACUCCAGUCCCAUCCCGGUGGAGAUGUCAAAGCGCCCUUGCCAAAGCUCAGAGGCAGCCCCAAGGGUGGGACCCUGUCCCUGGAGACGCGGGAUGGGGCAGAGGUGGCCGCCCCCUCCCCACCCGCGCCACCAGCCCCCGCCCUCCUCUUGUCCCCGACUGAUAAGGAAGCCUUAUCUCCCCACCUGAGCAGACAGCCCCGGUCAGGGUGCAAAGGGAGGCCGGGCGGGCGGGGGAAGGACACAGCCGCCGGCACGAGCGCCAGGGUGCAGCAGCCGGGGAUGGGUGCCACGGGGUGGACCCCCACCCGUCUCUGCCGCCUGGCCUGUGCCGUGGGGAUCUUCUUCUUCCUCCUCCUCCUCUGCUUCUCCAGCCUCCGCCUCCCAGAAGUGCCGAGCUCCACCUGCAUUUGGGGGGUCCGUCCGUGCCGCUGGUUUGGGGGGACGCUGCCCAGCAAGGAGGAUGCAGAGAGGAAGCCCCCUCCUUCCGCCUCGCCCCCUUCUGCCGCCACUGGGGCCGCCCUCCUCCUGCAGACCCCAUCUGAGCCCCCGGACCCGGGCGAGGGCUUUCGAGUUGCACGUCUGCAGAGGGCCUUCGCUGCCAGCCUCACGCCCGGCGGGCAAAUCCUCAUCCGGGAAUACCUGAGCGGCUGGAAAGAGCUGAUCAAGCUGAUGGACGCGCUGGGCGCCGCCUUCGGCCUGAUCUCCGGCGAGACGCGCACCAAGAUCGCCAUCCUGCAGGAGAACCAGCGCGGCCCCCACGGAGCCCACUACCGCACCCUCCAGUCCAUGGUGCGCUUCGAGCUGGCCCGGGGGCUGGUGGGCUUCCAGUCCCUGCCGGCCGGCCGCCCCCCGUCCGGCUGCCGGACCCUCCUUCGCCUCCACCGGGCCUUGAAGUGGCUGGAGCUCUUUCUGCGCAAGCUGGGCACCAGCGCCGAGGGCGCGGAGCCUUCCCGCAUGUGCGCCGACGCCUACCAGGAAGCCCUGGCGCCCUACCACAGCUGGUGGGUGCGCCAGGCGGCCGCCCUGGCUUUCCUGGCCAUGCCCUCCCGCCGCGAACUCUACCGCAUCCUGAGCGCCGGAGGGGGCGGCGAGGAGGAGGAGGAAGGCAAGGGCCUCCGCAGGCUCCGGGACACCGUCCGCAGCAUCGCCCACGUCUACAACGCCACCCAGGAGCUGUAUGCCGCACACGGGAUGCUGGCGCUGCCCUGAGGCCCCCCUCCCUCACUGCCCCUCCCUUCCCCAAGGGAAAAAGCAGGGGGUCCCUUCCCUGGCACGGGACCCAGUCCCAGGGGGACCAAGGCUGGUAGCGCCAGGCGAGGGGGCGCUGCAUUGCCAGGCUGACCCCCGGGAUGCCUUCCGGCUCCAGGAUUCGUGGGGAGGUUUCGAGCAGAGCUUGGGGGGGGGGACCUGACAGGGAUGCUUCAGCUGCGAUGGCUGCAUUGGAGGGGGUGGGGCUGGAUGGCCCCUGGGGGUCCCUUCGGACUCUGUAGUGCCAGGAUUAUUCGGUGGGGCAACUUGCAGCACGACGCCCGGGGGGGGGGGCGGUGUUUGGCGGGAAGUGCCAGCAUCGCAGCCCCUGCUCAGUCCCCUAAUGUAGCUGUUGACCCGGGAGCAGAAUGAAGCCUAAAUGUGUUUGCGAAGGGGGCGAUCCUAGAUGCUCGUGGCUCCCUCUGGUGGCUGCUCGGAGCUCUGCACCUGCAAGCUCGGCUUCUGCUGCCUAGAAGCCUAGGUUUUAGGGGCAAAUACUGUAUGGAAGACUGAUAAGAAAUAAAAGUAUUCCUCACAUGUGGGCUCCAUAUUUGCUGAAUAUAAAGGUGCUAAAUAUGCUUAAAUGAGCCAGACAUACUGCACACGCGCAUGCACACAGAGGGGGAGACAGGGGCCACCGUGUGACUCUGCCUUGAUAUUUGCAUACUAUAUAAAAUCAAGCUAUAUAUAUUGCUAGAUAGGUGUUGAGGUGGAAUCUUCUUUCUUGUAGUUUGAACUUCAUCCUUUGGAGGAUGCUCGGGAGAGGUGGGGUGGCUGGACCGCUUCCCACCUGAAUAUACAAACAUGAUAUAGAACCAGAACCUUCAAUAGAUUUUGCAAUAUACUACAGAGACAUUUGUAUUCAGUAAUAGCUGAGGGGAAGCGGCCCAGGUGAUAGUCUGCUAGGCAGGAUACACCUAAACAAGUGUCAUACGCUGGACAAAAUGGUUUCCAAAUCUUGAAAAGAAGAGCAAGGCUUAUUGGGGAUGUGAUACCUGACAAUCUGUUGGGCGCAAGGCCUCGUGUGAGGAGGGUCGCAAGGCCUGGGCUGGAGACACGGAAACCCAGCGUGGUUUCAAAAAUCCCUCAUCCUACAGUGUCUCAGUAGGGCAGGGUCACCUGUUGGAGGAAUAUAUGCGAGGCACUGACAAAAAUGUCCCACUGGUCAAGAUCUGGUGCUCUCUCCACCUAAGUGGAAAAGGGUGUCAGACGCUGCCCGGGGGGGGGGGGAGCUGUAUUGUUUGGAGUCUCAGCUCAAUCCAAGCCUUCCUCCAUGUUUUGGAUGUCUGCAGAUGAGAACUGCAGUUGGCAGAAGCAGAAAAACUGUACUUGGUCAGGAUCCCACCUUUGAGGUAAGAUGAGCAGAGAACUGUCAUCUUCCUCGUGAAUACCGUUCUCUGCUCCUGAAAUGCGCUUGUGAUCGAAGGAGGACAGAAGCCAGGGACUCCUCCUCUGCCUCACCUUCUCCCAGAGGAAGGACUGGAACUUGUGGCUUUUCUGGCAGAUGUCCAGUGCAUGUGCACUAUCCUGAGAAUGGCAGUAGCGCUCAGGAGCUCCACAGAUUUGCAACCUCGAUGCACUUGAAGUGGAAGUAUGUGAAAAGCUUGUCAACAUCUUCAAAUGAAAGCUCAGCAUUGAUGGCAAGCUCCUCAGUGUUGCCAAAUCCUUGUUAACUCUCCCCAGGUGUGAGGUGAGGAAGUUAUUCAACACCUUGGCCAAUGAUUUGCAUCUCCAGAUGUGGGUAAAGGUAAAGGUACCCCUGACUGUUCGGUCCAGUCGCGGAUGACUCUGGGGUUGCGGCGCUCAUCUCGCUCUAUAGGCCAAGGGAGCCGGCGUUUCUCCAUGGACAGCUUCUGGGUCAUGCGGCCAGCAUGACUAAGCUGCUUCUGGCGAACCAGAGCAGCGCACGGAAACGCCGUUUACCUUCCCACUGGAGCGGUUCCUCUGUAUCUACUUGCACUUUGACGUGCUUUUGAACUGUAGCCUUAGUUGCUAACAAGGGUCCUUAAGUUGCGCCCAGGCAAGGACAGAGACAGUCAAUAACAACGCCGAGGGUUGAAUCCAGAGAAAGAAUUUAAUUCUUAAAUUUAAGAGACUCUUGGUGAUCAGCUUCACGACAAAAGUAAAGAAACACAAGUUUGCAAAGAUUCUUAUACACUUCUUGGUAAAUGCGCACGCAAGGGGGGGUCAUAAGUUUCAAGUCCAUAUAAGGAUCUUCCUGUGUCCAGUUCUUCUUGUAAACACAUGCUGACUCAAGCAGCCUUGAGUGGGGGGCUUGAGUUCCUAUCUAUCUUGCCUGCUCUGUGCGUCAGACUGCUAGCAUCAGACAAGACAGUCAUCCGGCCUUGGUAGCUAGCUGUCAAAUGUUUUCAUUACACUUUGGCCCACUUUGGUACAGAGACGCAUUCCUCUUCCAAAGAGGAAAGCAUUUUAAGCAAGACAUCCCAGGGAUAUUGGGGGGGGGCAUAUACCAAGGGUAGGCAAAUUAAGGCCCGGGGGCCAGAUCCGGCCCAACCACCUUCUAAAUCCGGCCCGCGGACAGUCCAGGAAUCAGCGUCUUUUUACAUGAGUAGAAUGUGUCCUUUUAUUUAAAACACAUCUCUGGGUUAUUUGUGGGGCAUAGGAAUUCAUUCAUUCCCCCACAAAAAAACACCAGUCUGGCCCCCCACAAGGUCUGAGGGACAGUGGACCGGCCCCCUGCUGAAAAAGUUUGCAGACCCCUGCCAUACACUCAGAAUUAUAUAAUGCAGGCAAUGCAAACGAUAGGAUCAAAUUUAGCUCAAUAACACAAAUGGCAAAUCUCUCCCUUCAGAACUGCUAGGUGGGCCCAGGUGUGGGUAUGUAGUCUAAAUAAAUACUGGGGAUUGAGGGUGCAUUCCAUGGAUGUGAGAGAAAAUGGUUAUGGUUUCUCCCCUGCAUGGAUUCCUUGAUGGAAAGUGAGAUUGUCAUUUCGA
Molecule: messenger RNA, 5370 nt
Organism: Zootoca vivipara (common lizard)
Lineage: Eukaryota; Metazoa; Chordata; Lepidosauria; Squamata; Lacertidae
Product: glycolipid transfer protein domain-containing protein 2-like
Biological process (GO): ceramide transport; intermembrane lipid transfer
Cellular component (GO): membrane; cytoplasm; cytosol
Molecular function (GO): ceramide 1-phosphate transfer activity; ceramide 1-phosphate binding
Source: RefSeq, a predicted model, not a curated record